Pteronotus mesoamericanus is the source of this 10606-nucleotide messenger RNA. It is a transcript of the gene CBL, whose product is annotated as Cbl proto-oncogene. Gene Ontology annotation, biological process: negative regulation of epidermal growth factor-activated receptor activity; cell surface receptor signaling pathway. Gene Ontology annotation, cellular component: membrane raft; plasma membrane. Gene Ontology annotation, molecular function: calcium ion binding; SH3 domain binding; receptor tyrosine kinase binding. Bases 1 to 2796 code for a protein of 931 amino acids. The transcript has 16 exons. The record is from RefSeq and is a predicted model, not a curated record. Lineage: Eukaryota; Metazoa; Chordata; Mammalia; Chiroptera; Mormoopidae.
AUGGCCGGCAACGUGAAAAAAAGCUCUGGGGCUGGGGGUGGCGGCGGCGGCGGCGGCGGCGGCGCCGGGGGCUCCGGGGGCUCCGGGGGCUCGGGCUCUGGCGGCCUGAUCGGGCUCAUGAAGGACGCCUUCCAGCCGCAUCACCACCACCACCACCACCACCACCACCACCACCAUCACCUCAGCCCCCACCCGCCGGGGACCGUGGACAAGAAGAUGGUGGAGAAGUGCUGGAAGCUCAUGGACAAGGUGGUGCGGUUGUGUCAGAACCCAAAGCUGGCGCUAAAGAAUAGCCCACCUUAUAUCUUAGACCUGCUGCCAGAUACCUACCAGCAUCUUCGCACUAUCUUGUCAAGAUAUGAGGGGAAGAUGGAGACACUUGGAGAAAAUGAGUAUUUUAGGGUGUUCAUGGAGAAUUUGAUGAAGAAAACUAAGCAGACCAUAAGCCUCUUCAAGGAGGGGAAAGAAAGAAUGUAUGAGGAAAAUUCUCAGCCUAGGCGAAACCUUACCAAACUGUCCCUGAUCUUCAGCCACAUGCUGGCAGAACUGAAAGGAAUCUUUCCAAGUGGACUCUUUCAAGGAGACACAUUUCGAAUUACUAAAGCAGAUGCUGCAGAAUUUUGGAGGAAAGCUUUUGGGGAAAAGACAAUAGUCCCUUGGAAGAGCUUCCGACAGGCCCUUCAUGAAGUACAUCCCAUCAGUUCUGGGCUGGAGGCCAUGGCUCUGAAAUCCACAAUUGAUCUGACCUGCAAUGAUUAUAUUUCAGUUUUUGAAUUUGACAUCUUUACACGACUCUUUCAGCCCUGGUCCUCUUUGCUCAGGAACUGGAAUAGUCUUGCUGUAACUCACCCUGGUUACAUGGCCUUCCUGACAUAUGAUGAAGUAAAAGCUCGGCUCCAGAAAUUCAUUCACAAACCUGGCAGUUACAUUUUCCGGCUGAGCUGUACUCGCCUGGGUCAGUGGGCUAUUGGGUAUGUCACUGCUGAUGGGAACAUUCUCCAGACAAUCCCUCACAAUAAACCUCUCUUCCAAGCACUGAUUGAUGGCUUCAGGGAAGGCUUCUAUUUGUUUCCUGAUGGACGGAAUCAGAAUCCUGACCUUACAGGCUUAUGUGAACCAACUCCCCAAGACCACAUCAAAGUGACCCAGGAACAGUAUGAAUUAUACUGCGAGAUGGGCUCCACAUUCCAACUGUGUAAAAUAUGUGCUGAAAAUGAUAAGGAUGUAAAGAUUGAGCCCUGUGGGCACCUCAUGUGCACGUCCUGUCUUACAUCCUGGCAGGAAUCAGAAGGCCAGGGCUGUCCCUUUUGCCGAUGUGAAAUUAAAGGUACUGAGCCCAUUGUGGUAGAUCCAUUUGAUCCUAGAGGAAGUGGCAGCCUAUUGAGGCAAGGAGCAGAGGGAGCUCCUUCCCCAAAUUAUGAUGAUGAUGAUGAUGAACGAGCUGAUGAUUCUCUCUUUAUGAUGAAGGAAUUAGCUGGUUCCAAGGUGGAGCGGCCUCCUUCUCCAUUCUCCGUGGCCCCACAAGCUUCCCUUCCCCCAGUGCCACCACGACUUGACCUUCUGCAACAACGAGUGUCUAACACUUCAAGUGCUUCUGGUGUUGGAACUGCUUCUAAGGCUGUGUCUGGCUCCCUUCAUAAGGACAAGCCAUUACCAGUACCUCCUACGCUUAGAGACCUUCCACCACCACCCCCUCCAGACCGGCCUUAUUCUGUUGGAGCUGAAACCCGGCCUCAGAGACGGCCCUUGCCUUGUACACCAGGCGACUGUCCAUCCAGGGACAAAUUACCUCCUGUCCCAUCUGGCCGCUUUGGGGAGUCAUGGCUUCCUAGGCCAAUCCCCAGAGUACCAGUAGUUACCCCAAACCUUAGUGAUCCUUGGACAGGGAGAGAAUUAACGAACCGGCACUCACUUCCAUUUUCAUUACCCUCACAAAUGGAACCCAGAACAGAUGUGCCUAGGCUCGGAAGCACAUUCAGUCUGGAUACUUCCAUGAAUAUGAAUAGCAGCCCAUUAGCAGGUCCAGAUUGUGAGCACCCCAAAAUCAAACCUUCUGCAUCUGCCAAUGCCAUUUAUUCUCUGGCUGCCAGACCUCUUCCUGUGCCAAAGUUGCCACCUGGAGAGCAGUGUGAAAGUGAGGAAGAGACAGAGUAUAUGACUCCCACUUCUAGACCUCUAGGGCUUCAAAAGCCAGAGGUGAAAUGGCCUUUGGAGACACGCCAGAAUUUACGAGCGUGUGAUUGUGACCAGCAGAUUGAUAGCUGCACAUAUGAAGCAAUGUAUAACAUUCAGUCCCAAGUGGUGCCACCUGUCACGGAGAGCAGCACCUUUGGUGAAGGUAAUUUGGCUGCAGGCCAUGCUGGCAUUGGCCUGGAAGAAUCAGAAAAUGAAGAUGAUGGGUAUGAUGUCCCUAAGCCACCUGUGCCAGCAGUGCUGGCCCGCCGAACUCUCUCAGAUAUCUCUAAUGCCAGCUCCUCCUUUGGCUGGCUGUCUCUGGAAGCUGAUCCCACAAACUUCACAGAGGGUUCCCAAGUCCCUGAGAGGCCUCCCAAGCCAUUCCCUCGGAGAAUCAACUCUGAACGAAAAGCGGGCAGCUCUCAGCAAGGUGGUGCUGCUGCUUCUGCAGCCACCACCUCACCACAGCUCUCCAGUGAGAUUGAGAACCUCAUGAGUCAGGGAUACUCCUAUCAGGACAUUCAGAAAGCUUUGGUCAUUGCCCACAACAAUAUUGAAAUGGCCAAGAAUAUCCUCCGGGAAUUCGUUUCUAUUUCUUCUCCUGCCCAUGUAGCCACCUAGCACAUCAUCUUCCUGCUGCAGCUUUAGAGGACCAAUGAACUGGGAGCUCUUACUUGAGAAGCUCCUAAAGGACAGAGAGGUUUUUUUGGAGACUUCACAACGGAAUUUAGCCCUGUCUGUGGGAUAUCACAUCUUUGGUUCUAAGAUUGCAAAGCAGUGGGAUGAAAAUGGAUCAGCUGUGGUGUUAUAUUAUUUUAUUUGUUUUGGGAGUACAUUUGAAGGUGUCCUUCAGUUCCCAAUUAGAGAGAGUGGAUUUUUUUUUUUUUUAAUGAUAGCCUACCUGGGGAACAGUACAGAAAGCAGUAAGAGGAGUAUUGUGCUAUAAAUCUUAAUUGAGGACUUGAGACUUUCCUGGGUUUAAGAAUGUGGUUGUGCACAUGUGUCUGUCUGUGGUUGUAUGUGUCCUGUGAUGAUAAGAUUAAUCUGCUGUUUGUGUUAAUCCCAGGCAGGGAAAAUUAGCACAAGAGGUUUAGGAAGGAAUCUUACUAAAACUUCCAGACACUGUGGUAUUAUACCCAACCCUGGUGUGUAUUACAAUUUCAACACUCCCCUGUGUCUUGGAUUAUCAUAUGCACAAAGUCUUGUAAUUUUAGAAUACCUCCCCUCUAUCCUUCCCCUGUUUCCUUUUUCCUCCUCCUCCUUAGUGUCUCUUGUUGGCAGUUAACUUGCUAUGGUCAGCCCUACUGAAGCCAAGCGAUGUAUAGGAUGUUCUUUAUUGUGUAUGAUGGUGUUCAUUUGUUUGAUAGGUGGGGUAAAAAGGUUCUGUUGCUGUAUGAUUCUAGUCAUGUUUGAUACUAGCAGCUAGCCCUAGUCACUCCAAAGCACUGUUUCUAUAGGAACAUUGAAUCGGUUAAAAUAAGAUGUUUUAAUUAUCCUAACUAGAUAAUGAGUAAUUUGAGAUAGAGGCCUUCAAAUACAUUCCAUGUUCUCACCAGAAAAUAGUCUGAGAGAGUCAGUUGCCUUGGUACCAGAUACAUAUGUGUCUGAUGUAAGUAAAAGUGUUUCUACUUAAUGGGAAGGGAAGAACAUUGGUUUCCAGCAUGGCUCUUGACCUUGUUAUCCAUAAAGUGCACAAAAUAGACAGUAAGGAUUUAUAUGUUCAUUUUUGAUUCCCAAUUAAUUCCAGUUUAUAUGAGUGUCUCCGUUUGAAUAUGAGCCAGGUUAUAUUUUCUGAAGUGAUUUUCUUUCUAUGCCGUUUAGGAAUGGGGUACUGUCCAUGGUAGCUUGGCAUUUUACUACCCAAAAAUUUGAUUUUCACUUGUGCCUAUGGCUUUGGGAAUGUAGUACCUCCUUUCCCUUUCCUCUUCUCCUUAGGUUCUGUAUACACUUUAAUGACUGUGUUCCCAAAGUAAUUAGACAUCAUUUAGUGUAAUAAAUGACUUUACUGUAGUCAGGGACAAUAUGUGAAUGGCCAGGCAGUUUGUGUAGUUGCAGUUUCCUAAAGCAGAUUCAGAAUCCAGUGUGGAGCACCAUUUGUUUUUAUAAAUACUACCAAUGACACCUUGAGUUCAGGUCAUUCUCUACCUAGUCUUUUGCUGACUUCCCUAGCACGAUGUAACCUUCUUCCUUAUCAGAAGCAAGCCUGCUUUGUUAUUAAUUUAUCCUCUUUGGACUCUAAAUCAUGCUUUUGUCUUUAGAUCUGAACAGAAAUGACUCACUCUCCUUAGAUCUCUUUCCCAUCUUGCCAUCUUUAUAAGUAAAACUUUCUCCAACUCCUCUCUUGGCUUUUAGCUGUUCAUAUAUCUUUUGGUUUUAUUCCCUUAUCUCAGAGCCAUUUAUAUUCUCAUGGUAGAAAUACAGGACUUGCUCACUUGCCGUGGUUGCCCAGUGUCUCCUCUGCGUGGUGGAGAACAACAUAGCCCACUGCUGGGUGUAGGAGGCCCUCAACUGGAGUAGAGGCCAGAGGAAAGUGGCAGCGGCUAGGAAACAGUAACUUGGCUUUUUCUAAAAGCCAGACUAGUGUUUCAUUUGUGGUAACAUUUAUUUUUGUGUUUUGUUGAGCUAUUGAAGGCCUAGACGGAAAACUAAGAACAUGACAGCAGGUUUCAUGCCUAACCAUACAGGGAUUUAUUUCCUUGUCUGUAGAUAUUACCCGUAAUCUAAAGAUCUAUCAAGAUACCAAAGCCCUGGUUCUGUAGAGCCUUUGCUCUUCAAAGAGCAUCCAAAGUCUUUUUUUCAGAUUAUGUCCUUGCUUAUGUAGGCUAAGGACAAGUUUAUCCUUUCUUUUCCCAGUGGAGUAUUUGUGUUGCUUUUUGGGUCCUUCCUGAACUGGGGUGCCAGAUCCUUGUGUUGAACACGUACACCAUUGAUCGGAGUAUUAGCUUGUCAGUUUUGUAUCUGGAGGUAUUCACAGUUUUAGACCGUUCUGUGUUUUUCUCUUUGGGUGCUCUGAGGGUACAUCCAGGUCCGUGCCUGAGAUUGCCAGGCAAGCCUCAGGAAAAUUUUCAUAUGGCUCCUGUUUUGAGGAUAUUCCUCAGAUAUCUUAAAUUUUCCUUUGAUGAAGGCCCUAAUAACUUGUUCCUCGAACUCCAUUUUUAUGGCACUUUUUAAUUCUUUGGCUCUGCUCUGAAUUCAAUUAAAAUUGUUCUUUCACAAGUAGACUUUUGAGUUUUGCCAUCCUGGAAAACUCAUCCCUUUUUCCCCUCCUAUUUACAAUUGAUUCCUCCUCUGUUAACUAUCAGGUAUAUAAGGUAAAACAACUUUGAUAUUUUCCUUUUUCUUAAAUGCAUUAGGCUAUUCUGUUCAACCCAACCUCCUGCUGUCCUGGGUUGCUUUAAAUAGCCUCCCACAUUAACUGGGCGUCUCCUCUGCAGGACUUGCAGUGAUCUGCCCAUCCCAUCUCCCACUAAUAUGUAGUGCUCUCAAAGUGGAAAAAACUGUGGACUCUAUGCUCUACCUCCCUUUAGGUAAAUAAUAGAUUGGGCAAUUUAUCUUCUCGCAUUUAUCUAUUACUCUAUGUAAAUAGUGGAUCGUCAUUCUCUCCCAUGGCCGUCUCUUUCCUCAGCCCCAUUCUAAAUGUUCUGCCCUUCUUCUGAUUGCUCUCUUCUUUUAUAGACUUUCAACACCAGGGCCCAGGAUUUAUCAUUUUGCUGUUUUAUGGAUUUAAAAAAAACACCUUGGAGGGGAUGUUGCUAUUCUUCAUACUUGAAGUAUUUAUUUCUUAUAUAGAAAAGUAAAGUAUAUUUUAUGAACCAAACAGCAAACAUACAAAUGAAUUUUUGUAAAUUGCUUGCAGAGUAGGAAUCCAGCUGUAUAUUCCCUUUAAGGCACUAUUAACAAGAUGUAGACCUUUUUUUUCUUUUUUAUUGAAGUACAAUUGACAUGUUAUAUUAGUUCCAGGUAUACAGUAUUUUGAUUCAACAUUUAUAUACACUGCAAAAUGAUCACCAUAGUAAGUUCUUAAGUUUAGUAAGUAUUCAUCACCAUACAAAGUUACAAAAAUAUUUUUUCUUUGUGAUGAGAACUUUUUAAGAUUUACUCUCUUGGCAACAUUCACAUAUGCACUAAAGAUCUACACCUUUUUGUGGUUGAUAGCAAUGGUGUUAAUGCAGAAUCUUCUCCUACCUCACAUCAUGAAAGUCAAAGGGUUAUAGACCUUCUUCCCAAGUGUUUGGAAGUCCCCCUUCUUACUGUGUUCUUCCUGGUUCUGUCCAUGGAAUAACAGUAUUCUGACCAUUGACCUGGCUGUUUUUCAGUUCGUUCAUUCAGCAAAAGUUAUGAGUGAUUUACCAUUUGCUGGAAGUGUCAGCUCUGUGUUCUCUCCACCACCAUGUGGUGAUUUACUGACGUCGGGGGAUUGUACUUGGCUGCCCAGCACUUGUAUUUUGGACCUAAAGUAGCCCUUCACAGUAAGACUGUAGUUUUUAUUCACGGCACUUACAUUUCCUUUCAGAGCUCUCCUGGGUAAAGGAUCUGUGUGGUGAGUUGAGGGGUAUGUUGGCUGAGAAUGGCACAAUAAAGCAAUUAAAUGUUUAAGCAAAGUAUCUGCCCGCAGUUCCCUUUCCAAUCUAGUGCCUUCCUUCAUCUGUUUUACCUGGGCCACUUGUGUCCUUGAUCUCCUUUGUUGGGAAGUUUCCUUAUUAGCCUUCUGUGACCUGUCACCAUCUCCCAUUCUGUUUGGAACUUGUUCUCCAAUCCUUCAUCAGGCUUUGCAGCUAAUCCUAUGUUUUAGAAUGGCUGAGGGUGUGGGAAAUGGAUGGGCACUUGUCUUUGGGUCCUGAUUUUCAACCAGUUGUUUGGUCUCCCUACAGUUAGGCAGUAAAAUAGACUGAACUCAGUCACUUCUCAAAUAUGUCAGCCUUCCCCUGGCUGGGUGGCUUAGUUAGUUGGAAUGUCAUCCUCUGCACCAAAAAGUUGCCAGUUCACUUCCCAGUCAGGGCACAUACCUAGAUUGUGGGUUUGAUCCCCGGUCGGGUCACAUAUGGGAUGCAACCAAUCAAUGUUUCUCGCAUUUCUCUUUCCUCUCUAAAAUCAAAUGUACCCUAGAGUGAGAAUUUUUUUAAAAAUGUCAGCUUUUGUCUCUUGAGGUAGGGAACUUAGAGACCUCAUAUAUCCUAGAACUUAGUACUAAAAUCAAUACAUCAUUAUCCUCCUAGACUUUCAGGCUGCAUAGUGCUUAGUGGAAGAAGAUCAAGGUUGUAACUUUGACUACCCUGUUUGGGAAUACUUUAGAUGCAAGAAACAAGUACUGAAGCUAAAGAAAGGAGGGAGUCAUAAGGUUGCAGGGUAUUUCACAGAACCCAAGACAAGAAAUACACUUGACUCUUGCAUGGAACUGGAACACUAUGCACCUAGUCCUUUUGCUUGUCACAGUGUUUAUUGGCAUGCAUAGGUCCAGAAUAGACACCCCCAAUCCUCAAGUCCACAACUCUAGAGAUCACCAUGAACCAGAUUCCAGUGCCUCUUUGUUCAUAUUCUCAAGAAAGAAUAUGAUCACCCUAGCACAUUGAUUGAGUAUCUACCCCCUCAACCAGUCAGCCUUGCCACACAGGGUGACAGCAGCAUGCUCCUUCGGGGGACAGGUGGAGGUUCUCGGAGAAGUGGGUAUAGAUGGGAGAGAUACCCUAAAAAUACUUCAGCAGUGAACUGCUAUCCUACUACUAUUUUGAGAAUGAAAAGGCAGCUGAGGGACUGCGUCUUGGACAUCAAGGAAAUUCUUACGUUUAAAUUAAUUCACGUUGCUGUCAUCUUUGUUCAUUUACUAUUUUUCUUCUUUUUAUAGUCUUGGUUUCUUUUUGUGAGUCAAGAUUUCUUACCUGCCUCUUUAGGACCCAAGUUUCUCCUGUUUGGAGCUAGUCUGUUUUAGGGUGACAUUUCUUAGCCCUCAUUCCAUCGCAGGUUUUUUUAGCCUUCUUUCAUGUCAUUUAGAGAGCAGAUCCCAAAUCCCACUGUAGUCACCCAUGGUCUUCUGGCUGUCUUCAGGUUUUGGCAUUGACAGUAGAUUCAUUCUGUGGCCUGUGUCCCUCCGUACCCUUCUCCUCACCCUUCCAUUUGGUCUUUCCUAUAUGAGGAGAGCUUCUCAGUAAUAUUCUUAGGGAGCCUCCCUAGGUACCUCAGAAACUGCUUUGUUGCAGCCAGUAAGAAUAUGUAGUAGUCAGGAGAGUUGUCAGGAUAUAAUAAUAUUAUUCCACUGGUUCCAGCUCAGGAUGGAGUGGGUUUUUUUUGUUUUUGUUUUUAAAUGGAGAACUCUUUAGACAGGAUACCUUCACCUUCCCUGUCCAAUUGCUUUCUUUGUAGUCCUUUAUUAAAACCUUUAUUUUUAUUUUUGAAACUAUGCUUCUGCUUGCCUGAAUCUUUGAUCUUAUUUAUCUCAUCCUGUACCCUGUCCUGUGUUAUUAAGGCUUUUUAUAACUAGAACUUUUAAAAACUAUUUGGAGUUGUUAAAUAUACAUAGAAGUAACCUAAUAAUCCAAAGGUGUACACUGAGGCACAUGGUGCAGGGUGGGUUAUCAGACUUUACCUUUGAUAUUCUAGUCUAGGUUCUGUCUUCAGUGUACUAGAAACUUGGGUUGGUUUCAGAGAGGAGUACCACGUUCCUUGGUUCUGGAAAACUGCACAGAGUAAGAGGUGGGGAAUUAGGGGUGCAUAGGUGCUACGUGGAAGCUCAUUCAUAGUCCCAUGGGAAACACUGCCCCUCUUCUUGUGUAGUGCUUGAGAAGAAUGUGGCUUACCACUCCUGUUUGUGCAGUGUAAAGGCCGAAGGCCACCCUCUAAUCUGCUGAUUUGGCAGCUGAACAAAUCAGAGUUCUAAUCGCCCAGCCCCAUACUCUUGACUCAGUCUCAAAAAUUAAUGUGGGAGGCACCUUCCACAUUGCCUCACAAGUUCUACCCCUGAACUAGAUUGGGAGGCCAGAGGAGGCUCGCUCAACACAUGCUCUGUGCACCUUCUCAGGCCUUGCAUUGGGCUGUACUGUGGUCAGUUCUGUCCCUCCUCCUCGCCUCUGACCCUGUUAUGAUGGGCAAGAAUAGCUAUCUGGAAACUGAAGAGGGAGAGAGCUACUUGUGAGUCUGUAAACCACGUCUUUUCUCUUCCUUGGCCUCUUUCGCUGUCUGGGUAAGCCUGCAGGAGCAAUGCCCAUGAAAGUAGAUGCCUCUUGACCUACCCAUCUCAGCAUUGUUGUAGUGUCUUGGCCUUAACCUGCUGAAACAUGUGGUUGGGCCAUGGCAGCUAUCAAGUACCUCUUAUAUCUGCUUUCUGGCUGUGGUGACUUGGGAUUUUUAACCUUAUAUGAGUAUAUCUUUUUCUUUUAUUCAAAACAAAAACAAUUUUUAGCACACUGAAAAAAAAAAAGCCAAACAUUUUGUGCCUUUCUAAGGCAGUGCUGUAUCCCAGGCUGCAUUUUAAACUUAAUAUGGAAAUACUGGAGUCAACUCUCCUCUACCUUGAGUGUCACUGAUUCCCUAGUCUUAGGGAAAAAGAAGAAGUACUCUGUGUGGCUGGAGAUGACACACAGGUGCAUUGUGUCAGUGGUCCCUUUUCCUUGCUGUGAUGCUUAGUUGGAAGAAACAAUCAUUGUACCCUGGGAUCAUUUGGUUGCUUCCCAUCGGAGUCUUAGUUAUCAGGUUGAAUGCUGUCUUCAUCCAGCAAGAAGAGACACAAUGUCCCGUGAUUUCCAGGUCUACUCUGGACCAUUUCAAGUGUCCCAGCCUCCUGAUCCUAUUCAUGACCCAGCUGCACGGAAGUGUCAGAUAGACUCUCUUAAGAAGGGGAGGUGGUUUUUGUCUUGUCUUUUUGGUGGAUCCUGAACUGGCCUAGACCUCCUGCCUCUCCCUUUCUUUUGAAGACUUCAGACUGAAAGCAUGAAGCAGCUAGUGCCCUCCGUGGGGUCUAGCUUCCCCUGGGAAAGGCAGAGAGAACCACGUAACAGAAUCCUGUCACCAGUAUUGUGGUCACUAGGUCUCAGCGGGGGCAGAGGUGGGAAAUGCUUUCUAUAUAAUAGCAUUUUACUUCUUUCCCUUUUCUCAGUUCUUCCCUGCCUUUAACUAAUAAAUAAUUUGGAGAUAGAAACAAUUCUUCUUAAAGUCUUUUUUUGGGGGGAUUUAACAUUCUGGGGCUGGAGGGAGCUUGAUGCUAACUCCAGAAUAAAGAGUCUCAAUUUGUAUAUCAGUGUUAAAAAUUAAACAUGGAAACUUAGAUUUUUGUUGGCUAUUUUAAAAAUGUGUCAUUAAUAUAAAAAUUUUAUGUUAGUAUUUAAUCAUUCUCACAUGUAAAGAAUAAGACAGAAGGUAAAUAUUCUUACAGAGAAUAGCAGAGCUUUAAGAUUCAUUUUCAUUUUAAGUCCACUUUGUUUUGCCAAUGUAUUAAUGUGUA